GACCCGAAUCUGCUACAGACUGGGUCGCAGUCACGUUGAAAACACACAGAGCCAUCCCGGGAGAUUGCUUUCUGCAUGAGGGGUAAAAACCUUGAUCGGCAGGAUCCAGCCGAAAAGACAAGUCUUUGGGCUACAAGGAGCAGAAAGAGGAAGGGAAGGGGAGGGGAGGGGGGAAAUUGGGAGAAAAAAAGAGAAACAUGUCUUCCGCUUCAAACGAAAUCACGAAUACAGUUGAGAUUAAAGAAGAAAACGACAGCUUGCAACCAAAGAUCAACAACACACUGGGUUCUCCAGGCACUCUGGACCCUGAAGUGAGUGCACUUUCUACAAGCCCGGAGAUUUCCGAUCAGGUACCCGUGGAAUUGCUGACCAACCCCGCCGCGGCGCUGACUUUUUCGCCGGAGCAAGUGGCGUGUGUGUGCGAGGCUUUGCAACAAGGAGGGAACCUGGAUCGCUUAGCCCAGUUCUUGUGGUCCCUGCCUCCCAGCGAUCUGCUACGUGGCAACGAAAGCAUCCUGAAGGCUCGGGCUCUGGUGGCUUUCCACCAGAGUCGCUACAAAGAGCUGUACAGCAUUUUGGAGAGUCAUAACUUCGACGCGUCCUGCCACACUUCGCUGCAGGAUCUGUGGUACAAAGCCCGGUACACAGAAGCCGAGAAAGUCCGCGGCCGGCCCCUGGGGGCUGUGGAUAAGUACAGGCUGAGGAGGAAAUUCCCCUUGCCCAGGACCAUAUGGGACGGCGAGGAGAGGGUCUACUGCUUCAAAGAGAAAUCGCGGAACGCGCUCAAAGAGUUGUACAAACAGAAUCGCUACCCAUCGCCGGCCGAGAAGCGGAAUCUGGCCAAGAUCACAGGGCUUUCCCUCACCCAGGUCAGCAACUGGUUCAAAAACAGGCGCCAGCGAGACCGCAAUCCAUCGGAAAACCUUUCGAAAAGUGAGUCAGAUGGUAAUCACAGCACUGAAGAUGAGUCCAGCAAGGGUCAAGAUGACAUGUCGCCUCGUCCAUUGUCAAAUCCAUCUGAUGGAAUGAACCACUCCAAUGUCCAUAGCCCUCCAGAAGGCAUGUUCAUGCAUCAUAUAGGGGAACUGAAGCCCUCCCAGAAUUCCUCUGGCAUACUACUGAAUGGAAAUCUUGUAACUACAAAUGGCUCUCCUGUGUUUUACAGUGGAAAUUCUUUCAUUCAAGGUCCUAAUGGGGUCCUUGUUAAUGGAUUAUCUUUAGGAAAUGCCCAGACAAUAAGUUUAAGUCCACUAGGAACCACUUCCAGCGUGUUGGUUAAUGGGAUCUCAAAUGGGUCUGCUGGUGGCAAUGAACUUAAAACUGAAAGUGUACACAUGCUUACUUCUGAAGAAGCAGUAUCUUCAGGAUCUGCUGAAAUUAGUAGAGGCCCACCCCAAGUAAACCAGUAUAGUCUCGUGCAACUCCAAAAUACAGAAAAUAACAUUCAACUGGUAAAUGGAAAUAUUGGGUUACCUCCACUUCAGCUGCCUUCUGUUUCUGCUGCACCAUCACAGGGAAACAUUUUGAUAACAAACACAUCAGAGGGAGGAACAUUCCUAAGUGGUACAGCAGCCAGUCUUCAGCAAGGUAAGGUCUUCUUGGCCGCUACACUCCCACCGAAUGCAGUAAUGUGCACGUUACCUAAUUCAGGGCAAGCUGUGGCCCCAGUAAAGCAGGAUGCAUUGGAAGGGGGUCUUGUUUUUCCUCAAUUGAUGUCAGUGAGUGGAAGCAAUCAAAUGAAUAUUAACACAUCUCCUGGGAACCAAUCUGGAAAUACUUUACAAACUCAAACCUCAACGCUGGUGAACACAGGGCUGCCCCAAAAUCUGCCUUUGACUUCAUCAAAUCUGCUGAACACGUCAAGUACUUUGAGCUUCAGCCUCACAGUGAGUUUGCCACUGUCAACUACUGCCCCUCUGAAUUGUGAUCAACAGUUGUCUACUGCUGUCACAAAUGCAGUACCGGUAGUGUCGAUGGCCAAUAGUCAGUAUGCUACACUGCAGAACUGUAAUCUACUUACAAACUCUGGCCAAGAGACUGUAACUGAAACUGGUCUUGAUGCUUCUGACAGUGAAGACAAGCCCAGAAAUCCUAUUACGGAAGAAACACAUGAAUAUGGUGGCGGACAUGUGUCUGUACUUCAUCCCCCAGUAAAGGAAAACUACUUGGUAGUUCUAGACGACAAAUCUAGCAACCACCUGACAAUGAUGGACUCUAAAUCCAAGUAUGUGAUAAAUGAUGUGGUUAACAAUGUCUGCAAAGAAUUAGAAACUGAGGAAAAGGAACUGGCAAAACUUCAAAAUGUUUCUAUGGAUGAAGAUCUAAGUGAUAUAUAACUGCCUACAUAUAUGCAGCUGGCUAUUGGAAAUGGGACAGUUUGAAAUUUUCCGUCCUCAUGUUUAGGUAACCAAAGACUGAAGUGUUUCUAUAAUUGUAUUUUAUCUACUUCAUAAUUUAAAGGAAAGAACUGUUAGGAGAUGACUGAGGUAAUCAAACAUUAUCUGUUACACUUUUUUUUUACUGGAAUCUUGAAUUAUUAUCCAUAAGUUGAUAUUUAUUUUUAACACUCCUGGUAUAGUCAGUCAUAACACAUAAGUAGGGACUGGUUAGCAUUUUAAAGUUAUAUGUCUGUACUGAUGGGCUUCUGUAUCAAUUGCUUUAUAUGCAUGGUUUGAUAUCAAUGUACCAUUAGCAAAUGUAAAUGUUACAUUAUGAUAUUUUGGGUACACCAGUCACAAAUUGGCCCAGAGGCAUAUGACACAAAUUUACUUUUAUUGCUUUUAAUAAACACUACCCAAAAAUACACACACACUAAUACUUUUCAAAUGUAACAAUUUACCAAAAGAUUUUCCGACUUUGUGAAUGCAUACUUUCUGGACAGUGUUUUGUAUGACCAAUAGCUGACAAUCAAGAUGGAAUGUAUAGUCCAGGAUCAUUAGAAAUACCAUUGGAAUGUACAGUUUUUUUUGCUUUUAAAUAUCCUGAAGUCCAUGUACUGUGAAUAUGGCUGGAAGUGUGCCAUUUCCUACCUGUCUCCUACCUGCACAAAAUACUAACUUAGGUGGAAUGUGGAAGAAAGUGAAUAUCUCGAAUUGGUACUACUCCACAAUAUUGUUAUAAGAUAGAGAAACUUUUUUUUGAUCUUACUGAUUUAGUUAGUUGAAUGAGGUGCUUUAAUCUUUGCCAGCAAUAACAUAGAGCGCUCCCGUGCAUUGAUUGAGUGCCUUGGCAUUUUACCAGAACCAGAGAAACAAAGUUCAGUAUUCACCAAGACAAGCCAGGCCUGUGACAUUCAACUUAAUGAAUACCUAUACGGGCAGAAAUCUGAAUCAGGUGGCGAAACUAAACCGAUAGCUUUGGAUCAGCCUGCUAUUAUCCACAGCUUUUGCUACUCUAUUCCAUUGCAGUCAGUGCAAUUAAACAUUAAGCACCGUGUACAGUGGAUGGCCAAUCUGAUGCCACCCAUUCUGCACCACUGCUCAAGAUUAAUUUCUACCCCGUAUCACGUUUUAAAGUAGCGAAGUAUUGCUUCAGCAUCUUGAAGUGCUGUGAAAAUCUGUUCCGUGACUAUGAUGCUCAGCUGCUACCAAAGUUCACUUUCUGCAGUCAAUUCCUACUAUCAUCAAAAUUUAUUAAAGGACCCAUUUCAGCAUUAGCUGAUUUUUUUUAAAAAAAGCUAUAUAUAUAUACUAGAAAUGAUUAAAAGUGUUUCUUUUCUGGUUACGCUUUAUAUAUGUACCUACUAUGCAUGGGACAUAAAAUACAUUAUACACACGCACAUUUGGGUUAUGAUUAAUCAAGCAUUUUAGAUCAUGUUUAUCAUCUGUUUGAGCUUUCAUGGUUUAUGGUAUCUUUUGCAUUCCAUAAUAAGUGACAAGCUUGAAGCAUCCUCCUGAAAGAAACUGUGCUGGUCAUUACAUUAGCAAGAUAAAUGCUGAUAUUACAUGGCAUUAUAUCACUUCAGUUGUGAUUUUGCAUCCUUGACAUUGCCUGUAUUUGAUAUACUUCAAAGCAAAUACGGCAAACUGUUAAAAAAAAACUAAAUAUAUUAAAUUGUUAGAAAUGUUAUUAUUUUGCAAACCUACCACAGACCCUGAAUGUAAUGCAAGUUUGACCUUUCCUAUCAAAGAAGCAUCUUAACUUGAAUCAGAUUUCAUGAAGCAAACAAUUUACAUUUAGAAAUUUUUCUAAAUUUUACUAAACUCCAGUGUAUCUUUUUGUGCCAUUUACUGUGCACCCCUAUUGGUGUUAAGACAUUAUAAGGUCUGUUAGAAUGUGCUACAAAAUGUCUAUGUCACUGCACAUAAGAAAAGAUGUUUCUUAUAAAAAUUCAACUUGCCUUGAUCUAUUACUAUUAGUUUUCAAUGCAUAAUGUUUGAAGUGUUGAAACAGAUCCCCUUCCCCCAACAAUCAUUUUCCCCUUCUUUGGCUUGUGUGCCUUGCAGGAAUCUUCCAAAAGUGGAAACAAAUGCUGUGUUUUGUGAAAUGAAAAUUCAGUUACUCUUUUAUGUAUACAUCUUGCAUCUGCUUGUGCAAGUUUGCUGAUUAUCUUAAUGUGUCUUCUUGCAUUCAGUGCCUCUUAUGCUUUUAAUAUAUUUAAACACUGUGAGGCAUUCAAAAACCAGUCCAACCUACUGCAGUUUAAAAAAAAAUCACCUUGGUCUUCUCCAAAUGAGAGGGAAGAGUAGUCAACUAUGAUCUUUUUCCUGAAUGUGAAACCUGCCUGUUCGUUGAGACAAUCCUUCAUGUUAUUUGGAUAAGAAUUUUUAUAUGAUCAUUAAAUUCCCCAAAUUGAAAUAGGUCGACAGGAGGCUUGAGUAAAAUCUUUAGUGAUUCUCACAAUUAAGUUUCUAUCAUGCAAAAAAAAAUCAAAAGCUUUAUUGAAAUACUGGUGGAAAUUACUGCAGUUUUUUUUUCAACUAAGGAGGGAGCUGCACAGUUAUUCAACAUGACAUUAUGCUAAUUUCAACUGUUUUAAUGUUGGGUUUGUGAGCUCUAGUAUUAACCUGACACAGCUGGAAAAUAAUGUGCCUGAUAUUCAUAAAAUUUUGGUUGCCAUUUUUAUUUAAUUUCUUUGGAAUUGCUAAGCUUUGACCUGUGCAAGGUCUAAGGCAGUAAGUGGUGUGUUGUGAAUUUUCUAUGUUUGGUACUUCUAUUUUAAAUGUUUUAUGGAUAAAAUCUUUUUUGUUGAUUCCUAGAAAUGGUGUGUUGAGUAGUAAUACUACACUGUUCCAUCUCCUUGUCUGACUGCACAAGAAUAUUUUUUCUGUCUCUGUAUCAAUAUGUUAGUAAGAAUUGUUUUAUAGCUUGCUCUAAAGGGGUUUUAAUAUAAAGGGAAGCUUUUAUUAGCCAGUGCAAGUUAUAUGCCUUGAUUAAAAUCUAUUUUACUGUACUUUUAAAUUUGGCAUGAAACUUUAUAAACAUCUUACAUUGAUUUUUGAA
This is a messenger RNA of Stegostoma tigrinum, 5442 nucleotides long. RefSeq names its product SIX homeobox 4a (gene six4a). The record is from RefSeq and is a predicted model, not a curated record. Gene Ontology annotation, molecular function: RNA polymerase II cis-regulatory region sequence-specific DNA binding; DNA-binding transcription factor activity, RNA polymerase II-specific. Gene Ontology annotation, biological process: regulation of transcription by RNA polymerase II. The transcript is spliced from 4 exons. Bases 198 to 2336 code for a protein of 712 amino acids. Lineage: Eukaryota; Metazoa; Chordata; Chondrichthyes; Orectolobiformes; Stegostomatidae. Gene Ontology annotation, cellular component: nucleus; transcription regulator complex.